CCGCAUCAACGCGCCCGGCGGACGGAGCCAAUCGGGACUCGAGCUCGGAAGGAAGGGGCGGGGCGGGGGUGGAUGGCGAUUUCAACCCCAAGCUUCGGGUGGGCGGGGAUCCCACGUGCGCCUGCUGAUUGACCGCUAUCCAGGAACGGCCCGCCCUCCCUUCCCCAUUGGCCCGUCUGCCGCGUCUCUCCCCACACCCCCGUAAGCCGCGAGUGGCUGCCGCGGGCUGUCCGUCAAAGCCGGAGGUGGGCGGGGCGGCGACGGUUGGCCGGAGCUCGCGGCGGAGCUGGGUGCGAAUUUUGAGUCAGAGCGCGAGGUGGUUGGUGGCGGGAGCGGCGGGAGGAGGAGGGGGGGACCGAUGGGCCGGCCAGGAAAAUAGCCGUUAACACUACAAAAGGCGUGUUAUGCCGACGCAAAGAGAAGGGGAAAUGUUCAGAGAGGGAUGAAAGACACUGAUUAUUAGAUGUGACCCCCCCUCCCUCCCCACAAACAACUAUCACUUACACUCGCUGAGGGGGGCAGCGCCUCCAUUUCCAUGACAAACAUGGCGGCCGGCAGCGGCGGCCGUGUCGGCUUCUUCCUGGGCGCCUGCUGCUGCUGCCUGCUGCUGCGGGGCUGCCAGGCGACGGCGGAGGGGGAGGAGGCCGGCACGGUCAUCAUCGGCCUGCGGCUGGAGGACACGGACGACGUGACGAGCAUGGGAGGAGGCGUGGUGCGGGUGAGCGAGCGCACCCGGGUCCGGCUGCGGCUCUACGGCCGCCACAUCGACAACAGCACCUGGAGCCGCAUCGGCUUCACCGAGCACCGGCGCACGGCGGCCGACCGCGCCUUCGACCCGUGCGGCGUGCGCACCUCGGACAUCGUGGUGCUGCCCGGCGUGGCGGUCAGCCGCCGCAGCACCGGGGUCAUCGAGAUGGAGAUCAAGCCGCUCCGCAAGACGGAGAAGACCAAAGCCUAUUACCUGUGCACGGCGGCGGGCCGGGCGCCAGAACCGGCCGACUGGCUCUACCACGACGCCGAAGACACCAUGGUGGUGGUGGUGGAGGAGAGGAAGUUCCUGCUGCCUUUCUGGCUGCAGGUCAUCUUCAUCUCGGUGCUGCUGUGCCUGUCGGGCAUGUUCAGCGGCCUCAACCUGGGCCUGAUGGCGCUCGACCCCAUGGAGCUGCGCAUCGUGCAGAACUGCGGCACCGACAAGGAGAAGAACUACGCCAAGCGCAUCGAGCCGGUGCGGCGUCAGGGCAACUACCUGCUGUGCUCGCUGCUGCUGGGCAACGUGCUGGUCAACACCACCCUCACCAUCCUGCUGGACGAUAUCGCCGGCUCGGGUGUGGUGGCCGUGGCCGUCUCCACCGUGGGCAUCGUCAUCUUCGGCGAGAUCGUGCCGCAGGCCAUCUGCUCCCGGCACGGCCUGGCCGUGGGAGCCAACACCAUCGCCCUCACCAAGUUCUUCAUGCUGCUCACCUUCCCCGCCUCGUACCCGGUCAGCCGGCUGCUCGACGUGAUCCUGGGUCAGGAGAUCGGCACCGUGUAUAACCGCGAGAAGCUGCUGGAGAUGCUGCGGGUCACCGACCCUUACAACGACCUGGUCAAGGAGGAGCUCAACAUCAUUCAGGGCGCGCUGGAGCUCAGGACUAAGACGGUGGAGGACGUGAUGACCCCUCUGCGGGACUGCUUCAUGAUCGCUUGCGAGGCGAUCUUGGAUUUCAACACCAUGUCCGAGAUCAUGGAGAGCGGUUACACCAGGAUCCCCGUCUACGAGGGCGAGCGAUCAAACAUCGUCGACCUGCUCUUUGUCAAGGACUUGGCCUUCGUGGACCCCGAUGACUGCACACCUUUGAAGACCAUCACCAAAUUUUACAACCACCCCUUGCAUUUUGUUUUUAACGACACCAAGUUGGAUGCGAUGCUGGAAGAAUUUAAAAAAGGUAAAUCUCAUCUGGCGAUAGUACAGAGAGUGAACAAUGAAGGAGAAGGGGAUCCAUUUUAUGAGGUGCUUGGAAUUGUCACACUAGAGGAUGUAAUUGAAGAAAUUAUCAAAUCAGAGAUCUUGGAUGAAACAGAUUUAUAUACUGAUAACAGAACCAAAAAGAAAAUUACACAUCGUGAAAGGAAACAAGAUUUCUCUGCUUUCAAACCAACAGAUAGUGAGAUGAAAGUCAAGAUCUCGCCGCAGCUACUAUUAGCAACACAUCGUUUCCUAGCAACAGAAGUGGAGCCAUUCAGUCCAACACAGAUGUCAGAGAAGAUCUUACUGAGGCUGCUCAAACAUCCUAAUGUCAUUCAGGAAAUGAAAUUUGAUGAAAGAAACAAAAAAGCCCCAGAACAUUAUCUCUUCCAUCGGAACAAACCUGUAGACUAUUUUAUUCUAGUUUUGCAGGGGAAAGUGGAGGUGGAAGCUGGGAAAGAAGUAAUGAAGUUCGAAGCAGGCGCCUUCUCUUACUAUGGCAUGAUGGCUCUCACAUCCUCUCCAGUUCCCUUGUCUCUGUCUCGUACUUUUGCUGUCAGCAGAACAGAAUCAUUGGCUGGUUCACCAGAUAAUCGGUCUCCACCUCGAACAUGCGGCUUAAACCAUUCUGAUUCAUUGAACCGGGGCGAUCGGAUUGAUUCAAUAGCAUCACAGAUGGGGAGUAACAACAGUCAACUAAAUUCAUUGCUGCAAAUGUAUGUUCCAGACUAUUCAGUGCGUGCUCUGACUGACCUACAGUUUGUAAAGAUUACAAGACAGCAUUAUCAGAAUGCCCUGAUGGCAUCCAUAAUGGAUAAAACACCACAGUCAUCAGACAGUGAAAACACUAAGAUCGAAUUGACUUUAAAUGAGAUGCACGAUCACUUACCCGAUGAAACAGCAAACCUACUAAAUGAGCAGAAUUGUGUGACUCACAAGUCGAAUCAUAGCAUGCACAAUGAAGGCAAAAUAUAGAAUAGCGACAGAGCUGCUCACUUGCUUACUUUUCAGAGAACUGCUGUAUUGUGUAUGCAGGCACAUACAAGCACACAUGUCCACUGUCAUGAGACCAAAGAGAUGUGCCUCGGCACAAGAAGGUGAACAAAGAAUGACAGAGGUGGUUGAGUUGAACACUAAACAACUGCCAAGAUUUCAGACAGAUCCUCUGCACACUGGUGGCUUGUUAUCCUUCUUGAUUUUCAUGUUUUCUUUUGUUUUCCUUGCACAAGAGGAGAAUGGUAAAAUGUUGGAAAAGUAGUAUAAGCGCCACAUUCUGGCUGAGAAGAGAAAUGUGUAUUUUUUUAACGACAACCUAUUGAGAUUAACUGUGAGAUUGUAAAAUUUGUUUUAAAUUAUGGCGUGUGAUUUGAGAUGGUCAUUGAAGGUGAAUCUUCAAAAUUUUGAAAAUGCGUCCAUUUCUCCAGCUUAAUUUAGUAGGUGUUUGACGUUUUAAGCACCCAUUGCAUUAAAUAGGAUGUUGUUGCAUAUUUUAUCCCAAAAGAAUUGGGGUUGCUGGGCAUUUAAAUUGUAACUUGAAUAUGGAAACUUGAUUCCACAUUUGCACAAAACGUCAUUGACUUAAUUGAUUUCAACACUUGUAUGCAAACUGUGAAUAACACUCCAAUAUAUAUGGACUCUAGAACUCCUUUGGAAGAUAUAGUCAUGUCUACAUAGCAGGUAAAUAUGCCAAAUCCACCAAUGGACGAAUGUAAAAAAAGGUUUUUCACAAUUGAGAAACGCAGCUGUAAUUGUAAGUGUUCUUAUGGCAGAUAGACUAUCACUACAUAUUGUUUAAUCAAUCAACUUUGCAAGUAAAUUGCAGUUUGUAUUAUAUUGUACAAAACUGACUCUGAGGUGAAGUAUUCUGACUACAGUAUUCAUAACUAUGUAUAUAUUAAGCACAAAAAAAUCUAUGGAUGAAGUGUAAGUUUCAUAAGAUUGUCAGUUAAAUGACAUUUAUAAUUAACAAUGGUAAAGACUUUGUAGAUUUACAGACUAUUUAUUUUGUAUAUGAUUUAUUUGUAUAUUUUGUGAUUUCAUUGUGUGUUUUGUUUAUUCUGAUUCUAUCAUUCCAUUUGGUUAAAAUGGUUUUAUUCUAAAUGGUUUUUCAUUCCACUUUGUCCUUUGUGUUAUUUCUCAAUUCAGUAUGAAUUACGGUUUUGUUCUUAUCGAGUGCCUCUUCACUCUUUCUGUCUUGGAUUCCUUUGAGCAGAUGCAACCUGGUGCAAUCAUUAAUGGGGCUAAUUAUGGAAAUGGAAAAAGACUAACGUGGCCUGGAGUUGGUUAAUGGAGCUUCUCAUUUUAUACUUCAAAAGUGAAUAACUUUAAUAAAGAAAUGAUUCAUAAUUAAAUGGGCACUGAUUUAUUAUCAGGACAUGCUUAGGACCAAGCAGUUCUUCAUCCAGGAUAGCAAAUAAACAAAGCAAUAUUGACACUUCCAGAUAUCCAUCAACAACAGUGGACUAUAGAAAGAUUCAAGAUUUUUCUUUAAGUCCUUGGGCUGAUGUGCUUGGUAAAUUUAACCCAACUUGGGCAAAACAUGAUAGGCAAACUGUUAGAAUCACCGGGCAUUACUAUCUAGACAUUUUUAGGUGGCUGAGGUCCCUGACAAGCAGACAAGCACUCCAUGAAUUUGUUGGGAUCUAGUGGCAUUUACAGGGCAAGGUGUCUCACUCUGAAAACAUAGUGAGAGGCUGGGGGAAUUGGAAGGAUAUCCCAAGUCCAGAUAAGAAAAUGUGAGGGGAAUAGGUGCCAGUAACAGAACCCACAUUCCAUCAAUGUGAAUAGAAGAUCUGAAAUGGCCACAAGGUCUUCCUGCUUGACCAUCCUUUCAGUGGAUGAUUCCUGGAUCCCUAGGCAAUAAAGACUCGUCCUCUAAUGGGCCUAUUCGAGGGAUAGUUAUUGAGCGUAAAGUGCUAGAAGGCAUCUGUUACUCAGUAGGGGCAAUACCUUUCAUCAGCAUUGUGAGGAAGCAAAACUCAACAUGAUCACUAACUUGUUGGUUUGUAAGGGAAAUCUGUUCAAAAAAAAGCCCAAGUUGUCUGCCCUUCCUCCCGGGCAGUGGAUAUCACCAUAUUUAUAUUCCACUCAUUCUGGGUAACCUUUCUUCAGAGGAACAACUUCAUUUCUAAGGAUUUUGUUCAUUUUUUUUCUUGGAUCUUUAUCAAUCUUUUCUGUAAAAACACCUGCAAAAAUGAAUUACUCAAGUUUAACGACUCAAGGAAUGGGUUUGGAUUGUAAAUCUGGUAUUGGUUUGAUACCCAACAAUUGUUGAUGAACAAUAUCCUUGACAAUGAAAUAUCAGCAACUAAUGAUGUGGUCAGUCUAGGGAAACUGAGACUGCAGAAAGUGUUAAAGAGGGGUUCAAAAUUAUAAAAGGAUUUUGAUGAGAAAAUAAAGAGAAGCUUAUUCAUUACUAAGAGUUUUGUAAUUACAGGAAUUGGGUAAUUGGAAAACUACCCAAUGGGACCAAAAGGUAGACUGGAUUGUUUUGCAUUAUGACCUAUUGUUAUACUUGAAGGAACCAAAGCCGUUUGAAUUAAGUGAUCUGCCAAUGCCUUUCACUCUUCAUUUCUUUAACCUUACUUGACCAAAGUCAGCUGGCACUGGAGUGCUUGUAAAUCUGUCAAAUGUAUGAAAAUGGACCAAAGGCUCUGUUUAUUGAGAGUGCUUGUAAAUGGGACCUUUGGUAAAAUGUGUACUACUCACAAGUAAAGACAAUUAAACUGAUGAAUGAGGUUGUGCUGGGUGCAACUAAUUCUUACACUUAAAUGUUGGGUGUGCUCUGCUUCUCCUGGUGCUUGGGACUCAGCUACCCAGCAAGCACUCUCCUCCAGGAGCUUCCCUGACCUGUCUGGAACACCAUUCAACUGUUGAGUCUUCCCUCGGUACAAAAGAAAGGUGUGACGUUGCUGUGUCUUUGUCUGAUUGAGCGCAUAGGGUUAAUUUGGGGAGCAUAAAGGAGUGAGAGUCAAAAUAAAGGAAUCAAAGGCUAUGGGUUAGUACAGGAAAGUAAUGCUGAAUUAAAGAUCAGCCAUGAUCUCAUUGCAUGCCAGAGAAAUCACAAGGGGCUGAAUGGCUUGGUCCUGUCUCUUUGAGCGCAGGCUGAUGUGUGAGAUGCUGCAGCAGAGUGCAAUUGGAAUGAGUGGAGCAGUCCCUGCUCUGAAAUGGCUCUAACACCACCAGCUCGGUGCUUUCUCCUCCUCUCCUCCAACCAUGGGUUCCCGACCCUUUGUUGCGAGUCCUGUAACCAGUGUCUGGCCCAGCAGAAUCACUGUUGUUGAAAGCGUUGGUGCUGUAUGCAAGAGAUAGAUCUGAGCCCUCCGCCUUUCUCCCUCUCCUCCUCGCCCCUUGCAUCUUUCUCUCAGUCCUCAGUCUGCCUCUGAACUUGAAAAUUACUGUGAAGUAUUUCAAUGCUAUUGCUUUGAAUGAUGAAAGUUUUGAGAUAUUUGGGAACAAAAGCGGCUUCCAGUCAGAUUCCUAUGUUGUGGGAUUGAGUGUCACCUUCACAGAGUGGUUGAAUAAAGAUGUAUAGCAUGAGAGGUGGACUACCUUUCGUGGAUGGCAACUGUUUGACAGUGUUGACUGAACAAUGGCUGACUUCCAAAUCGUCAAAUGCCAGGCAGGAUGAAAAGUAAAGGUUCUGUACGAAAUCCGAGCCUUCCCAACCCACACCCAUCCUCCCCACAGAGUGCAGCAGGAAGGGAAUGUGAGCCCUCGUUCUGGUCACCUAUAUGUACAAUUUUUCACUGAGCAGUCAUCGUUGGGUCUGUGAGUGGAAUGAUUGAAAACCUGCACUAAUCUGUAAAAAGUACAAAUCAAACCCUGCACUGUUGUAAUUUUUUGUAGAAUAGAAAACCUUGUAACAUUUUGUAUUGGACUGUGAUACAAAUUACUAGAGUUGGACUCUAUAAUAAAUAUUCUAGGAGUGCAUUAACACAAAAGAAUCAGAGUGGAAUUGCACUGUGUGAUCAAUGUUCCUUUGGCAGUGCCUUCUUCGUUAUGAAAGCAGAUAGUGCAAGGAUACCACUGUAUAGCGACUGCCUUCCAGGGUGGAAUCAGACUGCAAUAAAUAUUCCCUUGUACAAUGCUUUUCAAAGUGUGGAGUCAAUAUAGUGAAUGUAUGUCCCUCUUUGUACAAUGAUUCUCCCGGGUAGGGUCAGAUCGUGUAAUAAAACUCCUGCACAGUGCAUCUCAGCCUUAACAUCACAUUGUGGUUAUGGGAUGGAGAGAGGGAGAGAAUGAGGGAUUUCUUUGAGGAUAUAUUUAGUCGAAUGGAUGAGGGAGAAACCAAUCCCCUCUCUCUAUGGUAUUGAUCUGUGUAACCCUGUUAUCAGGUGCGUCAUAGGGGUACACCUGCUUUGUAACAAUCUAACGGCA
Molecule: messenger RNA, 7324 nt
Organism: Pristis pectinata (smalltooth sawfish)
Lineage: Eukaryota; Metazoa; Chordata; Chondrichthyes; Rhinopristiformes; Pristidae
Product: metal transporter CNNM2-like
Exons: 8
Coding region: 536-2920 (794 amino acids)
Biological process (GO): magnesium ion homeostasis; transport
Cellular component (GO): plasma membrane
Molecular function (GO): magnesium ion transmembrane transporter activity
Source: RefSeq, a predicted model, not a curated record